Molecule: messenger RNA, 540 nt
Organism: Arctia plantaginis
Lineage: Eukaryota; Metazoa; Arthropoda; Insecta; Lepidoptera; Erebidae
Source: the annotation of a GenBank genome assembly
AUGUUUGUUUGGAAGCCUUUUGUACUCUUGGUUGCUGUGUGCUGUACUGUAGAUGCAGUGCCUAUUGUUUUCAAAGAAUCUACUCCUAAUGGAGAAGCAAUUGUUUCAAUAUCAUCAUCCGAUCCAAACGUUGAGAAGUAUCUAAGUCAACAGUUUUCAACACGAUCAGGAUUUACUCAAGUUGACACACAAGACAACUAUCCCAAUAUCCCUGGUACAGUCCAUUCUAGCUUCAGUAUAGCAGUACCUGGGAAGGCUAUUGCAGGGAACGGUAGAAGUUUUGCUUCUGCAUCAAGUGGUCCAUUUUUACCAAUAUUCGCAUUCCCAAUAAACCCGUUCAGUUCUAACGGAUUUCCUGAAUUUAAAAAUUGGGUAAGAAAUUAUGAAGGCUACUAUGAUCCUAAUUUUGCUGGUAAUGGGCAGGUCCAUGCAGCCGCGGCAGUCAAUGAUAAUGGUCAUGUGUAUGGUAAAGUGAAUACAGUGGCAUUUGAUAACAAGGCCAAGAACCCGACAGUCUAUAGUAAGAAUGUUGAAAAUUAA